This is a messenger RNA of Bufo bufo (common toad), 2039 nucleotides long. Its product is annotated as protein-arginine deiminase type-1-like. Gene Ontology annotation, cellular component: cytoplasm. Gene Ontology annotation, molecular function: calcium ion binding; protein-arginine deiminase activity. NCBI's taxonomy places the organism in Eukaryota, Metazoa, Chordata, Amphibia, Anura, Bufonidae. The transcript is spliced from 16 exons. The record is from RefSeq and is a predicted model, not a curated record. The coding region runs from base 78 to 2039 and encodes 653 amino acids.
UUCACUAAUGACCCCUGACCUGCUGGCUUUGAAGCUGUCAGCAUAGCCGAAUCCAGCUCAGGAACACGAAGGAAACCAUGUCUGCGGCCAGGUCCAUUCCCGUUACCUACAAGAGCCCUACCUACGAUGUGUGUGUGGUCGGGAUAGAAACAGCCAUCGAUAUUCACAGGACGGUCCCCAGUGGAGCCGAUUCAUUCGAUGUCCGAGGAACAAGCUCUUUGGAUGUCAUCGUUGUUUACAACAGCAAAACUCUGAACAAACCCCAGAAGGGAGAAAAGUGGCCUUUAAAUGAACUCGUCAAAGUCAUGGUCUCCCCCAAAAAGGCCAGCACAUCUCUCAAUGACGGCAAGGUUAAGGUUGACUAUUAUGGAUCCCAAGGCAAACAACUCCUGGACAGCUCCUUGUUGUACCUAACAAAUGUUGCUAUCUCCCUGGAUGUUGAUUUCUUCCGCUCUGGAACGGUGAUGCGUGGAAUCAGAGGGAAGGACACUUGGUCUUGGGGACGUGGUGGGAAGGGCGCUAUUUUGCUGGUGAACUGUGACAGGGAUCGCAACCUAAACAGUGUUCCUGACAAUAAAGAUGCUGGGCCAACCAACGCUACUGAUAUCAAGGACAUGUCUCCCAUGAUCUUGACCGCUGAAGGACCUGAUAAGAUCUUUGAUGAUUACAAAGUGAUCCUGGAGAUCUCGUCAUCUGAUGCCAACAGACUGCGAGUCUAUCAAAAGAGAAGGUAUCAGUAUGCCAAUGUCUUGGGGAAGAGCAAGCUGUCCUACGUAGUCAAUAGAGACAACCUGAAUGAGAUCCCUUUCUACGUGGAGGGUCUUGAGUUCCCUGAUGGUGACUUCCCCGGUCUGGUUUAUAUAGACCUUGUAUUUCAGAAGAACAGUGAUAAGAGCAAGAUCUUCACAGAGAAGGUGGUCUUCAGAGUGGCUCCAUGGAUCAUGACCCCAAACACCCAGAAGCCCCUGGAGGUCUUUGUCUGCAAUAUAAAUUCCAAUGCCGAGUUUGUAAAACAGAUAUCAGACUUUGUGGAGAGGGUGCGGUGCCCCCUCAAAAUGGUGACGUAUAGUGAGAACCAGGGAGACCAGUGGAUGCAGGAUGAGAUGGAGUUCGGAUACACUGAAGCUCCUCACAAACAGUUUCCAGUCGUCUUGGAUUCGCCAAGAAACCGUGGCCUGAAGGAUUUUCCAAUCUCAGCAGUUCUGGGGCCGGACUUUGGUUACGUGACACGGGAGCCGGAUGACAUCAGCACAGUGAACACACUGGAUUCUUUUGGAAACCUGGAAGUCAGUCCUCCUGUUGUCGUACAGGGGAAGAAUUACCCGCUGGGGAGGAUUCUCAUUGGAGAUGGUUUGUCCAGGAACAACAUGCGGAUGAAUAAAGCGCUCAGAGACUUCUUCCACGCUCAGCAGGUCCAGGCCCCAGUCUACCUGUACUCCACCUGGCUCUACGUCGCCCACAUCGACGAGUUCAUGAGUUUUGUCCCGGCGCUGAAUAAAAAGGGAUUUCGGCUGCUGCUGGCGAGUCCUCAGGCCUGCCUAGAGCUCUUUAAACAGAAGCAGAGAGAAGGACACGGGAAAACCAUUAUGUUUGAAGGUCUGAAAUGCAAAAAAUAUACCAUCGAUGAGAUCUUGUCAGACAAAGACCUGAAGCAGUCGUCAGAGAGUUGUCAGGAGAACAUUAACAUAAACAGGAAGAUCAUGAAGAAGGAGCUGGGUCUUUCUGAAGAAGACAUCAUAGACAUCCCCAUCCUCUACAAGGCUGACUCUAACAAGGAGUCUGCGGAGUCCUUCUUCCCCAACAUGGUCAACAUGCUCGUCCUGGGAAACUACCUAGGGAUCCCAAAGCCAUUUGGCCCCGUAAUCUCUGGUACCUGCUGCCUGGAGGAGAAGGUGCGGUCUUUGCUGGAGCCCUUGGCACUGCGUUGCACCUUCAUCGAUGAUUUUGCAACCUACCACCAAUAUUUGGGAGAAGUGCACUGCGGCACCAACGUCAUCAGGAAGCCAUUGUCCUACAAAUGGUGGGAGAGCACCAUUUAA